AUGUGGUUCUUUGGAUUCUCCACCAACACUCCAAGAAACUAUUGGAUCAUUGGUGCAAUAAUAUUGGUUAUCAUAUUCACAAUCAUCCUAAGGAAGGUGGCUGAGUCUCGAGAAGACGAUAAUAAGUCUUCAAAUAAAACAGCUCAAAUCGAAUCUGAUCAGAAGUCGUCCAAGGAAGUGACAAAGUCUACUUGUAAUCACUGCUAUUCUGGUGUCAUAAGGACCUAUGCACUCGAAGAGUUGAAGAUGGCGACGGGGGAUUUUAGAAUUACAAUAGGUGUUGGAGCCACCUCGUAUGUGUAUCUGGCUGAGCUCGGUGACGGAAGGUUCGGCGCCGUGAAGCGGGUCAUGGAGGAGAGAGGUGGCAGCAAGAAGAUUUUUCUGGAUGAAGUUUCUGUUUUGCUCAGGAUCUCACACCCAAAUUUGGUAGGGUUGAUGGGUUUCUGCUUAGACAAAGGAGAACAACUUUUACUACUAGAAUACGUGCCAAACAAGAGCCUCUUCGAUCGGAUGCACACACACUAUGGCCAAUCAUCUGGCAUACUUUCAUGGUCAAGCCGCCUGAGCAUCGCCCUCGACAUUGCCCAUGCUCUCGACUACCUCCAUGCCGUGGCUGACCCUCCGGUCAUUCACAGAGACAUCAAAUCAUCCAACAUCCUGCUAAUCAACAAUAAUCACGCCAAGCUUGCAGACUUUGGGCUCUGCAAGUUGGGCCACGACACCCAAACAGCCCAAACACCAACCACUGUAAAAGGCUCACUGGGCUAUAUUGACACCAAUUACCUUAACACGGGGCUUGUGUCACCUAAAAGCGAUGUUUACAGCUUUGGAGUGUUAUUACUUGAGCUCAUCACUGGGAUGAAAUCUGUGCAAGGCUCCACGACGCUAGCAGAAUGGACUGAGGACUGCCGGAAAAAUGAGAAUGUGGAGGUUCUACUGGGAUUAUUGGAUCCAAAACUCGAUGGGGAUGUGAAUGUUGAGCAGUUACGGAUGUUGAUUCAUGUCGCCAACUGGGCAUUGAUUGAAAACUCUGAAGCAAGACCGGAGAUGAGCCAGAUUGCGUGUAGGAUUACAAAAUGUAUUGAAGAACCUCAACUUCAACCGGAAUUACCUGUAUAA
This is a messenger RNA of Ilex paraguariensis (yerba mate), 1119 nucleotides long. Lineage: Eukaryota; Viridiplantae; Streptophyta; Magnoliopsida; Aquifoliales; Aquifoliaceae. The record is from the annotation of a GenBank genome assembly.